ACUACAAAAAAGAGCAAAUAUUAAAUGGCAAAAAUAUAACAAAUAUAUAUGCAUGUAUUUGGCCGUCGAAAACAAUUAAGACACAUAAAAUAUGGCGCAUGCAAGCACAAAUUGACUGCUCAAAUACAUACACACACACACAGUCACAUAAAUUUGCAUAUGUAUGCGCUUUUGUUUUUGUAAUGGCGCGUUGAGACGAUUGGAGUACUUCGUUUCAGUUCGUCUGUCAAAACUGUGCUGUGCGUAGCGUUGUCAAACGUAUGGCAGGAUACAUUGGAGCUUUUUCUACAAACGAGCAAAGACUCUCAACUCUUAAGAGAGUUAACUGAGCUGAGCUCAGGUGUCUGUUUGUAGCGUACGAGUAUAAAGAGAGAGUGUAGUGAGCCUGUGUGUGUGUUUAGAUAAGGUUUUCGACAUAUACACAACGGUAAAUUGCAAUCAUUCAUGACGACCGUUCAGUCAGUGCGCUAAUAGACACCAACCAAAUGGUCAGAUUUGACAACGAGCAAAAUUCAUACAUUCGAGUUGUUGAAAAAUAGAGAGAAACAGCAGACAGCAGAAACGGUUAGACAAUUAGCUUGUGUUAACGACGCGCAAAGAACACAGGAAAGAAAAUAGCAAAAUUGUCAUUGGGAAUGGGUGUCGAAAUGUAAAAUGAUUAAUUUAAGGCUCAAAAAAGCCAACGAAUGCUAUAACCGAAACGAAAACCACAACAACAACAAAAGUAAUAAUAACAACAAUAACAAGGUCAAAAACAGCUGCAGUAGUCGUUACCAGAGUAGCAGUAGCAACAACAACACUAAAGAUCAACAACAAAUCCAACGUCGUUGUCACUGUCACUGUCGCUGUCAUCGUCACUGCCGUUGUUGUAGUCACAGCUGUAGUCAAAGUCAUCGUCGUCGUGCUGUUGGCUCAAGUUGGCUGUUGGUGGAGAACUGUUGAAUACGGCCAAUGACGUCGCCAGCUGCACAUAAAAUCAAUUGAAAGCACACACACCAAACACUUACACGCCGAAAGCACAGGCAUUGUUGGGGCGAGAAGCCAGUAGUCACAACUGUGAAACGCGGGGAAGCUGUAAGUAAAAACGCCCAACAAGUCAGGCAGGAUAUUGCAAGAGCAUAUAAUAGCAAAGGCCGUGAGUAUAGACUACACCAGCAGCAGCAGCAGCUGAGUUGAGUAGGUGGCAGUGAUAAAAUAGCGCAAAGCAGUAGACGUAGGUGCGGCGUGGAGCAGCGCGCUGUUCGUGGAAGUAACAGCAGUGAAAGCAAUUCGAAAGUGUAGGAAAAGUCGUAAAACGUACAAAAACGUGAAAAUAGCGCAAAAGUGCUGGUAACUUGCUCUGGGAGAACGCGCAACCGACCGACAACGCGUACCACUCCUGCGGCGUGGUGUAUUGUGUUGGCAACUCGCGAAACGUUGGAACAAAGCAUAACAACAGGCUGAGGUAGUGAGGCAGAGGAACAGUGGUAACUGCAACAGCCACAGCGCGAUAAAGCAAUAAAAGCGCAUACCGAAAGACCACAAGCGCAACAAUGAAGCCAUCGGAUUUGCUGCAAUUAACGGAAAGGCUAAAAUUCAAAAUUCCUUUACCGCCCGGCGUAACAACAACAACACUUAUACCGAAGCUAAUACGCACGAAAGAUGUGAAACAGCUGCAGGAUGGCAGCGCGCAGCCGACAAAGCCGAAAUUAACGAAAUGCCUCAACACACUGGACUUAACAUCGCUGGGUGUUGGCUCGUGUUGCGGCACUGGUAUGUACCUGGUAGCGGGUAUGGUGGCGAAAAAUCUCGCUGGACCCGGUGUGAUUAUUAGUUUUAUCAUUGCAGCGGUGGCUAGCAUUUUCUCUGGUGCCUGCUAUGCGGAGUUCGGUGUACGCGUGCCACACACUUCCGGUUCAGCUUACAUGUACUCAUAUGUGGCGGUGGGCGAGUUUGUAGCGUUUAUUAUUGGCUGGAAUAUGAUAUUGGAAUAUUUAAUAGGAACAAGUGCCUGUGCGUGUGCUUUAAGUUCGAGUUUCGAUUCACUAACCGGCGGUGCAAUAGCGAAUGCGAUUGGCGAUUCAAUCGGCACCAUAUUUGGUAAACCACCCGAUUUUAUAGCAUUCGGCAUAGCGUUGAUUAUGACCUGCGUAUUGGCGAUGGGAGCGAGUAAAUCGGUGAUAUUCAAUCACACAUUGAAUGCCAUAAAUCUGGCGACAUGGGUAUUUGUGAUGGCAGCCGGUUUAUUUUAUGUUGACACCAGCACUUGGACCGAACACCAAGGCUUCCUGCCGUAUGGUUGGAGUGGUGUGUUCUCGGGCGCUGCGACCUGUUUUUAUGCUUUCAUUGGUUUCGAUAUUAUAGCCACCACCGGUGAGGAGGCGCACAAUCCGCAAAAGAGCAUACCGAAAGCCAUUGUUGGUUCGCUGGUGAUCGUUUUGUUUGCGUAUGUGAGCGUCAGUUUAGUGUUAACACUAGUCGUGCCCUACGAUCACAUCAAUGCGGGCGCCGCGCUGGUGCAAAUGUGGUCUUAUGUGGGCGCACCGAAAUGCCGCGCCAUUGUCGCUGUGGGCGCCACCGCCGGCCUAUCCGUGGCCAUGUUCGGCUCCAUGUUCCCAAUGCCACGUGUGAUUUAUGCAAUGGCGCAGGAUGGACUCAUAUUCAGACAACUCUCACAACUCUGGCAACGCACUAAUGUACCCGGUUUGGCGACCAUUGGCAGUGGCAUUGCCGCUGCACUGGUGGCGCUCACAGUACGCUUGGAAAUACUCGUCGAAAUGAUGUCCAUCGGCACACUGCUCGCCUACACGUUGGUCUCCACCUGUGUGCUGGUGUUGCGCUAUCAACCGCAUAGUACGUCGCUGGUCGAGCUGCUGCCAGCACAGCUGCGCACACCGUUGGCGCCGGGCACGGCAACGGAUCCGAGCGCUACCACCGCCGAAGUGUUGCCGUCGAACAAAUUAACAAUAAAACGUGUGACACGCGGCAUGUCCGACUCGGAUGAUUCGUUCAUCGACGAGAGUCCCGAGGGCUACCUGGGACGUGACGAUCAAUUUCUUGUGUCCGAUCGUUCGGAGAAUAAAUUCUAUGGUAGCGUGCAUGGCGCACCAACCGGGCCGACGGGACAAGCAACCGCCUUCGAUACGAUGGGUCUAAAUUUCGUGUCACGCAAAAUACACGAUUACGCGUAUCUGUGUCCCGGCUUCUUUCCAUGGAUCAAUCCCGGUCAAGCCACAGCGGAAAGUGGCAUGUAUGUCACGAAACUUGUUGGAAUCAUGUUCGGUCUCAUAUUCUUCUUGGAUCUGUUUGCGGCCAUUGGCUGGUCCGGUGGCUUCGCCGCAUUCAUUUAUUUCAUUUUGUUCAUUGGCAUAUUUGUGAUACUAUUAAUUAUAUCAAGACAACCACAAAAUAGAUAUGCGCUCGCAUUCCUAACGCCGGGACUUCCAUUUAUUCCAACAAUUGCCAUAACCGUUAAUAUUUAUUUAAUAUUUAAAUUAAGCAUACUCACCUUAGUUAGAUUCACCAUAUGGAUGACAUUGGGCUUCAUCAUGUACUUCUACUAUGGCAUUACGCAUAGUACACUCGACCAGACGACUGAUGAGAUCGAACUGCAUGUCGAUAAGGAUUACAGUAAAAAUGUUGAAGAGAAAGCCGUGUGGGAUCAGCCAACGUAUAUGAAUCAAAGCAAUGAGCCGGUUUGGGCUACAAAGGAUACACGCGCUAAACAGACAACAGCAACAACAAAACGCUCCAACACAAAUUAUUCCAAAGCAACUGAAAGCAAUUCCACAAACCAAAAACAACAAACAAAAAAUUCCACUAGUACAAGAAACACAACAGCGAAUUCCACAACAGCAACAGCAACAACAACUACAACCGGUAACGAUGGUAAAUUCACCAUGUUCAUCGAUGAGACGCAAUUCCCCACGUGGGAUGAUUAAAAGUAGCAGGCAAAGUUAAAAACUAAAUGUAUUUAAUUAGUGUAAUAUUCCAACUAAACGAAAAUAACAAGUAAUUUACAAAAUUUGAACGUUGCAACAGAGAGGAGCAAAUGCGCACUAGGUCUGUAUUAUACACGCGUAAACAAUAAGUAUGAAUUAUAAAAUAAAAAAAAUUGAAAAUAAAAAAAUAUAAAAAAUAUUAAAUUUUGAAAAUUGUUAUGAUAUUAAAUAAAUUAGUAAAACAAAAAAUGAAAUGAAGUGAAAACAAUUAGCUAUGAGUGCGAAUUUCAGUUUUUGAUUUAGCAAAAACAUAAAAAAAAAGAAAAAAACAAUUUUUGUGAUUCCUUUUUCAAGUUCUUAACGCGGGAACUUUAAGUUAUAUAAAUGUACAUACAUAGCGUGCAAAGUAAUUUACAAAAAGAACAAAAAAUGUUGAAAUAUAUUAAUAUAGUAUAUACAUAUAUGUAAAUUAUAUACAUACAACUACAAAUAUAUAGUUAAAAGCAUAAAGCAUACAAAUACAUAUAUAUAUAUAUAUACAUAUACAAAACAAUUUGUCAUUAAUACUAUUAACAUUAUUAUUAUUGUAAUUAUAGUUAAAUGAAAUAUUAAAAUAUAUUAAAUAUUAAAAAUAUGUAUAAAUGCGUUUAAAUACGCGUUUGCGCAGCUAGUUAUAAAUAUAAAUAUUACAUACAUAUAAAGUAUAUAUAAAAAAAUAAUAUAUUUAUAUAUUAUACAGAUAUAUAUAAAUAAAUAUACAUAUGUAUGUGUAUGUACAAUGCAUUAUUGCAUGAAAUUUCUAUUAAAUUUAACUAAAAAAAAUAAAAUUUAAUUUAUAAAAAUUAAAAAAACUAAAUUAAAUUUAAUAAAAGAUAAAUAAAAUUUAAUUUAUAAAAAAAAUUAAUUUAAUAAAAAAUAAACUAAAUUAAAAAGCCAUGUGAAUAAUUGAAAAUUUCAAUUUUACUAAUUAAAUUAAUUUAUUGCAACAAUUUACACAUAUGAAAGAAAAAAAAAACAUAUUUAUGUGCGAAAUUCCAUAAGCCAUGUAUGUAAGAAUAAUUAUUUGUAGUUAUAUAAAACAAUAGCGCAUGCCAAUGUUGUACAUACAUACAAACAUAUAGAAAAAACACACGCAUGCGCAUGCCAUACAUACUAUGAAGUCGCUGUACACUUGAAAUUACUUUUUAAAUAAUUAAUUUUUCAUAACAAACAAAGUUUAAAUUUCAAUUCUAAAAUAUACAUACAUACACACAUGUACAUACACUGUUCGUUAAAAAAAAAUAUAUGUACAUACACGUAUCGUUAAACUUUUUCAUUACUAUGUUUAACCAACGCUGUUUGUUUGUAAAUAAUUAAUUUUUACCUCGUAACCACAUAAAUAUGUAAAUACAAUAAACAUUCUUAUUGUUAUACUUAACGUGCUGUUGUUCAAAAAUAAAAUCUAAAUAAAAUUUAAAAUUUCAAUUUCCAUUUCAUUAUUGCCAUAACUAUUAUAUUAAAAACAAAUGUUACAAAUAUAAGUAGUUAAAAAUACAUAUGAUUGCAAAUUUAAUGAACUAAUAUUGAUUAUAAACAAAACAAUGAAACAGUUACCAAACCAAGUACCAAAUAUGAAAGAAAUAGCUGACAAUUUUAAAACAACAAAUAAUAAUAUAUUUGUAGUCUACAAAAAUAGUUAAAAUUAAUAAAAAAAUAAAAUAGUUAAAAUAUAAAAAUAAAUAUAAAAAUUAAUACAAAAACAAAGUAAAGCAAAGACAGUUCGUUUGACCCCGAAUAUACCUCCUUUUUAUUAAAAAACAUGUGUAAAAAAGUCAUUUCUUUAAAUUAUUAUAUGAAAUUAUACGCCGAUUAUGAGAUUAUUAUGCUGAGUUGAGUGUUUAAUGAAGGCGCUUUAAGUAAUUUUUUAAGCAAAUUUAUAUUAAUAUUAUUUAAAAGCCAUUACUAUAACAAAUUAUUUCGAUUUAUGAAAAAAAAAUCAAAUUCAUUACACUAUUACUAAGCAUUUGUAGCACAUAAUUUUGUAUAUAAAUCAAAUUUAAAUUUAAAUUAAACUCUAUUAAUUCAGUUAAAGGCUUUGAAGUUGCUAAAUGUAAAAAAAAAAUAAUAAUAAUAUUUUUGUGCUAAGACGAGAAGUUAAUACUGAACAUUUCUACCUACAUAAUUAAUUCACACAUUUUUAUACUGUGCUCUCUAUAAAACAUACAUACAUAUUGCUUACUAAAUUAUGAAAUCAAAUUUUUUUAUACAUAAAUAUUUAUAAAUACUUAUAUAUGCAUGUACUUGUGUAUUUUUUUUUCAAUUGUUGCGUUACAAUUUCGUAUUGAUCAAAGCCAUUGGGUCAGCUUUGAUCUAUGGAAUUGUGUACAAAUACAAAAAAAAAAGAAAACUUUGUGUUUUAAUUUACUUUAUUAAGUAAACAAAAGAAUUUUCACUGCUGCAAUUAAAUGUUAAUAAACAUAUUUAACAUACAUUUUUUAUAUAUAUACUAUGUAAGUACUUUACCAGUUUACUGCACUCUUUUUUAUAUGUAUUUACUUUUACAAUGUUCAAGCAAUUAUUUGGUAUUAAUUUAAUUUUGAUUAAUACUAACAAAACAAAUUUAAGUAGUUAAUGGAAAACAUAAACUCCAUGUCACUUUGGCACUAUUAAUUAUUUUGGAACUUUUAUUAGUCUUAGGAAAAAUAGUGUAUAAUGAAAUUUAAUUACAACUUACUAAUGAACUAUACAAAUAUACAUAUGUACAUAUGAGAAUGUAUAAGUUGUCCGUACAUUUGUGCAUUAACUAGUUACAUAUGAAAUGUACCAAGAAAAACUUAAGACAAAAAUUCGCCAUUUUACUGUUGUUCUUGCAUUUCUUUUUAAACACAAAAUUUAUGAAUGAAAAGCAAACAAGUUGUUGAGCAACUUAGAAGAAGAAAUUUAUACAAAUAGCAAUAAAAAAGACACGCAUAACUGCAUGUAUGAACAAAUAACAAACGCAAACUAAAACAUAUCUUUUUGGGCAAACAAGCAAAGGAAAUCUAGUGGUCUUAUGUACGUAGAUAGCAAAGAAAAUGUUCAACAAUUUUCAAUUUUAAGGAAAUAGUAGCAAAUGAAUUUCAACUGAACUAUAUAUAUUAAAAAAUGUUUAAAUUUAAAUAGUUUAAUGAAUUUGCAGCAAUUUUGUACAAAGCUUUUGUUUUACGAAAUUAAUUUGAACUAACUAUAAAAAGUUUAUAAAUUGAAAUAGAUAAAUCAAUUACCUGCAAUUUCGUGCAAAGUUUUUGUUCGAAUACAUGCAUAUUCAUGCUGCGAAGCGGCUGCGUGCAGAGUAAACCAUUGAUGCAUACUUCCUUUGGUGGCUACAUUAAUAUAAAUAUUCUAUAUGCAUGAAUAUAGAAUUUGAAAAUUUAGACGACUAUUUAUAAACAACUUACUAUAUUUUAUGUAAUAUUAAUUAUUAUUUUCCGCCAAACAACCACUAUCAAACUUUAAUACAGCUUUUUGCAGCUGCAACGUCACUUUGCUGAAAUUUUGGCAAACAUUUUACGCCACGGAUAAUUGAAACUUUAGUUUUAGUGCAAACACCGCAAAAUACUAAUUUUGUUGCAAAAAACACAAUUUAAUUCCACAAUUAAAUAUUUACGCGUAAUUCAGUUGAAAUUCCAUGCGGAAAAGAAAAAACGGGAUCUAAUUUGUAACGGACCGCCAAAAUCAGUGAUGGCAAAUAGUAACGAAACACAAACAAUACGAACCACUAAACACAGCGCUGACUAAUUAGUGCAAAUAUCGAUAAGAAUCACAUAUGAAAUACGCCACUAAUUUAUGAAAUAGCUGUUAACUAAACAAAAAAUAGACACAAAUAAACUACAACAACAAUAACAGUCGUUACCAAAAAGUAAACCACGCACUUUUAACAAUUUUGUUCUUCCAUAGCAGAACAAUUGAAAAUGCUCUGGGAGUAAAAAAAGCCGGUACCACCUACAACACAGAAACAUAUAACAA
Molecule: messenger RNA, 7904 nt
Organism: Zeugodacus cucurbitae (melon fly)
Lineage: Eukaryota; Metazoa; Arthropoda; Insecta; Diptera; Tephritidae
Product: cationic amino acid transporter 2
Exons: 14
Coding region: 1533-3920 (795 amino acids)
Biological process (GO): transmembrane transport; amino acid transport
Cellular component (GO): plasma membrane
Molecular function (GO): amino acid transmembrane transporter activity
Source: RefSeq, a predicted model, not a curated record